This is a messenger RNA of Medicago truncatula (barrel medic), 558 nucleotides long. RefSeq names its product 60S ribosomal protein L38. NCBI's taxonomy places the organism in Eukaryota, Viridiplantae, Streptophyta, Magnoliopsida, Fabales, Fabaceae. The record is from RefSeq and is a predicted model, not a curated record. The coding region runs from base 157 to 366 and encodes 69 amino acids. The transcript has 3 exons. Gene Ontology annotation, molecular function: structural constituent of ribosome. Gene Ontology annotation, cellular component: cytosolic large ribosomal subunit; ribosome. Gene Ontology annotation, biological process: translation; protein-RNA complex assembly.
GAGGAAAAAAACCCGCGUUGAGAGAAGGACAGUACCGUCUUUUCAUAAUAUAGGGUUUAGUUUAGUAUAUGAACCCUAAAAAUUCUCAACCUUGAAACUUGAGCGUGCCGAUUGUGAUUUUUGGGGAGGAAGAGGAAAUCGCAGCGAAGACAAAAAAUGCCUAAGCAAAUCAACGAGAUUAAGGACUUCCUCCUAACUGCUAGGAGGAAGGAUGCACGCUCCGUGAAAAUCAAGAGAAGCAAAGAUGUUGUCAAGUUCAAGGUUCGAUGCUCCAAGUACUUGUACACACUUUGUGUGUUUGAUACUGAGAAAGCUGAUAAGUUGAAGCAAUCACUUCCUCCAGGUUUGAAUGUGCAAGACUUGUAAUUCUACCAGUUAAAUGUGUACUGAGUGAAGAUCAAUUGUUGCUUUGGUGUCAUGAUUUACCAAUAUUUUUUGUCUUGUAGUUGUUUUUUAUUACCAGCUUACAACUCUCAUUAUGAAUGAUCCAGCUCUAUUUUCUUGUCGUACUGCAGUUUUACAAUUAUUUAUAUAAUCAAUUAGACCUCUUAUACUGAA